AUGGCAUCAUCGCCGCCGGCGUCGCCUCUUCAUAUGCGAGACCGACCUCUCAGCGCCGUCGUGAGACCAGGUCCAAGGAGUGCCAGCAGAUUGAGCAUGAGCAGCAAAGCUGGUGUUGCUAGCAGGGCCUCGGAUGACGAGAGCCGCACAGCUGUCAAAGUUGCCGUGCGAGUACGACCGCCGUUGAAACCCGACGACCCAGGUUAUGAUCUCAUCCCACAACGCUUCCAGCGCUCCAUGGUCCACACCACGUCCGACACCAGCCUGGCCAUAGACUCCCCUCAAGGCAGGAAGAUAUUCGUUUUUGAUCGCGUAUUCAGCCCCGAAGUGAUGCAACAUGGGAUUUGGGACUACUUGGCCGACUCAGUCAACGCCUUUACGCAGGGCUACAAUGUUUCGCUUCUGGCUUAUGGACAGUCUGGAGCUGGAAAGUCAUACACCAUGGGCACCUCCAACCCAGGUGAAUACCAAGACGAAUCAAUGAUUGGCGUGCUUCCCCGGGCAGCCACUGCUCUGUUCCAGAAACUUGAUGUGUCCAACGCCGGAGGCAGCAGCGCCUCAUCCAGCAGACAAUCCAUUUCCAGUCUGCGGAGCCCGCGCUCCUACAACAACCAUCAGAACCUUCUUGGCGACCGCAAUUGGUCGUUGAAAGCGACGUAUGUGGAAAUUUACAACGAGCAGCUGCGCGAUUUACUUGUGCCCGAGUCGACUCCCGCCGGUGAGCGAACCAAUAUCGCCAUUCGAGAAGACACCAAGGGCAACAUCAUUCUCACCGGCCUACGACAAGUCGACAUUGGUUCCGUUGAGGAUCUCAUGAACGCCCUCAACUUUGGUUCCAGCAUCCGCCAAACCGACGCAACCGCAAUCAACGCCAAGUCUUCUCGCUCCCACGCCGUCUUCUCCUUGAACUUGGUGCAGCGCAAGAGCAAGCUUCAGACGGCAACUGGCGCAGAGAAACGAGCGUCAAUGCCCCUGGAGGCCAUGAGUGGUCAGGAUUUGGUAAUUACGACGGACAGCAAACUACAUUUUGUUGAUCUUGCCGGAAGCGAGCGACUCAAAAACACUGGUGCGCACGGAGAACGAGCCAAGGAAGGCAUCUCCAUCAAUGCCGGUCUGGCAUCGCUGGGCAAAGUCAUUAGCCAGCUAUCCUCGCGUCAAUCUGGCUCACACGUAUCGUACCGCGACUCCAAGCUGACACGCCUUCUGCAAGACUCCCUCGGUGGCAAUGCCAUCACCUACAUGAUUGCGUGUGUCACCCCUGCCGAGUUCCACCUAAGCGAGACCUUGAACACGGUGCAAUAUGCACAGCGUGCUAGGGCAAUUCAGUCCAAGCCGCGAAUCCAGCAGGUCGAUGAUGGGGACAGCAGGGCCCUGAUCGAGCGACUGCGAGCAGAGGUGUCCUUCCUGCGAGAUCAGAUUCGAAGCUCACAUGGCGGCGACGACAAUCCACGUCGAGGCAAUGCCGCGCCGAAUGAGCGGUCUGACAGAUCAGGCGAGCGGGAAGCAGAACUUCAGAAUCAACUGCUGGAUUCCCAAGAAAAUUACAGUGCUUUAAGCCAGCGACAUGCCAAACUGAUUGCCGAGCUUGCGAGGGCGCGAGAACACGAAAAAGAGCAGGCGGGCCAGAGUGGUGCAAACUCAGCCGACGAUCGGCUCAACCGAUCCAAUUCGUUUGCGCAGGCGGUCGAACAGGUUGUCCUCGAGUACGAGAAGACCAUUCAGAGUUUGGGACAGUCUUUGUCCAGCACCCGAUCCACACUCUCCAACACCGAGACAUCGCUGCUGGAGAAGGAAACAAAAUGCGCAUAUGUGGACACCAUCAACAGCCAGCUACAGGCUCGUCUUCAGAAACUCAUGGACAGGGAGGCAAGCACUGAAAACUACCUCCACGACCUCGAAGUCAAGCUGGAUGGUCAUACUAGCGGUGAAGAAAAGAAUGCUACGAUUAUAUUGGAACUCCGCAAAGAGAUUGCGCGAGUCCGAGAGAAUGAUGCCGCCUGCGAAGAUUAUAUCUCCACGCUCGAGGAGCGUCUGGCCGAAGCAGAUCAGGACACCGAACUAAUGCAGCGUGAGAUUGAUCGUUUGGAGUCAGUGGUGGAGCGCCAGCGCAGCCUGGGGAAGUUGGAUGCCCUCCUCUAUGAGCUCGAUCACGUCGACCCGGACAAGGCUGAAGGACCAGAGCCGACCAUGAUGAAUGAGGCAAAUCACAGCCGUCGAUAUACUGACCACUCGCGAAGCCAGUCACAUGUCAGCCGCAGGAGUCAGCUUGAUGGGCCAAUACCGGAAGAGAAUGGUGAGCAUGCACAUGAUGCCGGCUCUAAGAACCACGUCCUGGAUGUCGCAGACGGAGAGGUCAUCUCGGAUGUCGACCAAGACAAUGCGGCGCGGCGUGGCGUCGAAGGGGAAGCCAAGGAACUGACAAAUAGAAACGCAAUUCGAAACGCCAAGCAGAGCAAGUACGUUGCCGACAAACGGGAAGCCGUCACACAAGAACUCCUUGAUCUCCGCGUUGAGCAUGAGGCCGCCAUCCAGGAUUAUGACCAACUUCAGGCCAAGUACGAAGAAACCCUUCGAUCGCUGUCUGAGUUGCAAGACGCGGUUGAUGAGGCACGGCAUCCCGAGCGGCCCAGAGUCCGCGAUUCUGCAGUCUUUGCGUCGGCCCUGCCGAAAACGCGUCCUGAUUCAUUUACGUCGGACGGUAAAUCGGUCGACUUGAAAGAUGAACCUCGGUCAUCCAUGUCAAGGUCCCUGUCGUCGGAGCUGUCCUCGGCAAUGGAGUCGCCGGCCACCAUGGACACUUCGGCUGCUGACUUGACUUCAGAAGCUGACACGGCGACCACCAAGCCUGCAGUUUCGAGUGAAGAUCUAGUUCAACGAGCAGGAAAUCAACAGCUGACUGCAGAAAUCGAGAGACUACGCAAGCUGGCGGAGGAAAAGGAAGUCGCUGAGAAGACCCUUGCCGAGAAGUAUGCUGAACUAGAAUCUACGCACAACGAGACGCUGGAUGUGGUGGAAGAACUGAAGACCGAGGUUUCCAAGGCACGUGCCGUCGAGGCAACGUCACCGAGAACCACUACCCCCGUCAUUCGUCGCAAAUCUAGUCAAAACCUCCUGGCUAUCGAUCGUGCCCAUCGCUGCUUUGCCUCGCUCCGCAACAUUGCCUCGGAGAACUUUGAGAAUCAACCUGAAGUUAUGCAGAGCUUCGAGCUCAAUCUGAAUUCCGCCAUGCAUGAACUCCACUCCCGAAGUGAACGCAUCCUAGAGUUGGAGGCGGACAUUGCGUCGGUCAAGAAGGAGAUGGAGACUAAGAUGACCAUCAUCUCGGGAUUGACACGCGAAAGAUCAAGCUUAAAGGCCAGCCCGAUGGACAUGUCCAUGGUUGCAAAUUUGCGUGAUCAGCUCGAGAGAAAUGAAAAACAAAUGUCCCAGAUUCGGGAGGCGCAUGAGUCGCGAGAGAAGGAGUUGACUUUGCAGCUAGAUGAGUUGCGUGGUUCUUUCCAGACUGCGCCAGCCACCCCUACGACCGGCGAAGUUGUUGAUGCCGACAUUGACGAUUCUGCAAAGCAAAGAGAGCAACGAAUUUCGGAACUUGAGUCAGAACUAUCCGAAUGGGAGGAGAAGCACAGGCUGGUCAUGGACGCCGCAGAAAAGACGGAGGCCGAUCUGCGGGCCAACAUGACGAAACUUGAAGCACGACUCGCUUCGUCAGAGAAUAAGGUCAACGAGUCCAUGGCCAGUGAGAAGACGGCGAAUGGAGUCUCAGUCAAAGACACGGAACAAAGGGACAGGAAACUGAUAGACUUUUUGCGCACCGAAAUUGACGAGUACAAGGCCAUCAUUAACAUCAAUUCUACCAAGAUUGCGGAGUUGGCACGUGAGCAUGCGGAUGCCCAGGCUGAUGUGGAGGAACUGAGAAAAUCUCACAAGGCCGCCGUGGAGGAGCUUGAGCGGCACCGAGAGCUGGUUGCAUCCCUUGAGAGCCAGGUCGCCAGUCACUCUGAGGCGGCCAGAUCGCAUCAAGAAGCCCUGGAGCUUGCCAGAGACAGACACGCGAAGGAGAUGUCGGACCUCAAGUCGCAUGAGCAGACGAGCUACGAGGAACAGGCCGAGGUUCUUUUGCAAGAGCAUACCGAUUCCAUGCACAAGCUCGAAGAGGAACUAUCAGGGGCCAGAGACGAGCUCACCAAGAUUGCCACCCAGGUGGCGACUGGUAUGGGCGUCGACGUUACCAUAGAGCUGCUCUCGGAAAGAAUCGACCAGCUUCUGUCGUCUCAGAAGACACUCUCGGAAGAGCAACAAAAGACUGAGGAAAUGAAGAAGCAAGUCGCUGAACUCACCUCUAUCAGCGAGAAUGCCCUUGGCGAUAUCAAGGCCGCCAAGUCUUGCUUGGCAGAGAUGCUUUCAGAAGGUGGCGGCGCCGUUCCCACAUCCGUUGUCGAACAGCUCGAUGCUGUGAAGACGAAGCUUGCGGACCUGGAAGAUCGCAACAAGAAGAACAGCCGCCUUGUCGAGGAACUCGAGGAACAGCUGCAGAACAACUUUGACGAAGCGCAAAUGACCAACAACCGGCUGAGCACGCUGCAGACGGAGCGCAACGUGCAGCUCGAAGAGGCCACGGCGGCCCGGGCUAAACUUCAAAGCGACUUGGAUAGCAUCCAGGAGGAGUACGCAGCGCUGCAGACCAAAUACCAAGAACUCUCCAACAGGGGCGAAGUCAAGCGGUCCAACUCCAACUCGACAAUCCGCAAGAGCGCCUCCCACACGACGCUGCCAUCUCCGCCGCCCGCCAUCCCUCUGCCACCGCUGCCCAACGUUGCGGCUAGAGGCGGGUCUCCGACCAACAGCGGCGUGCCCAGCUCGCCGACGCCUGGACGGCCUGUCAGCAAGGACAAUGUGAACAUUUCGCAGCUGACGGAAGACCCGGAAGCUCGGAUCAGAACCAUCGAGAAGCACCUCUACGCGGAGCGACAAUUGACGCAGACGCUCGAGGAGGCACUCACCGACCUCGAGAAGCAGUCGAAGAAGGUCAAGGCGGACUGCGAGACGUGGAAGAAGCGCUCGCAGGAGCUGGAGGCCGAACUCAGGGAGCUCAAGGAACGACAGGCGGAGCCGCCACGAGACAACCGGUGGAGCAUGCAGGCGGUCGAGGAGGAGCGAAAGAAGCGACAGGCGGCCGAGUUGGCUAGAAAACAGCUCGAGGAAAGGAUGAAUGCCAUUAACAAGGGCAAGAAGAAGAAGGGUAGUCUGAACUGCUUCUAG
Metarhizium album ARSEF 1941 is the source of this 5259-nucleotide messenger RNA. RefSeq names its product kinesin. The record is from RefSeq and is a predicted model, not a curated record. Gene Ontology annotation, biological process: mitotic spindle organization; microtubule-based movement. NCBI's taxonomy places the organism in Eukaryota, Fungi, Ascomycota, Sordariomycetes, Hypocreales, Clavicipitaceae. Gene Ontology annotation, molecular function: microtubule motor activity; ATP binding; microtubule binding. The transcript is spliced from 3 exons. The coding region runs from base 1 to 5259 and encodes 1752 amino acids.